This is a messenger RNA of Pieris macdunnoughi, 729 nucleotides long. Lineage: Eukaryota; Metazoa; Arthropoda; Insecta; Lepidoptera; Pieridae. The record is from the annotation of a GenBank genome assembly.
AUGAAGUUAGCAAGGUAUAAGAAAGCCCAGAAAUAUUUGAAAUUCUACUACAACAACUAUGGCUUCCGCCAACCCUAUCAAGUCAUGAUGGAUGGAACAUUCUGUUUUGCCGCCUUCCAACAACACAUAAACAUACGUGACCAGCUCCCUAAGUACCUUGAUGGGAAUAUAAAAUUUUUAACUACAAGAUGUAUAAUAGUAGAAACUGAGAAAGUUGCAAAGAAGACACAAGGUGCCCUCGCUAUUAUAAAACAGUUUGGAAUCCAUGAAUGUGGUCAUAAAGAACCGAAAAGUGGUACUGAAUGUAUUUUAUCCAUGAUAGCUGAUGUUAACGAUAAGCAUUAUAUAGUUGCCACUCAGGAUCGUGAUUUGCAAGAACGAUUAAAACGCAUGCCUGGAGUACCACUUAUCUACCUACAUAAUAAGUCUCCGACAUUGUUGAAACCUUCAUCGGAAAGUUAUAGCAAAGCAUAUCAGCUGUAUUCAGGAGACUCCAGUAGAUUGAUAAGUGUAAGUCAAACUGAAGCAUUAGAAAAGAUGAAGAGGACUCUCGGUAUUGAAAGUACUCCAGAGGAAAAGAAAAUAGUAGCCAAAAAACCACAUAACCCAAAUCCUUUGUCAUGCAAGAAGAAAAAGAGAAAGAAUGAUGUUAAACAAAAUGUUAAAGAUGGAAAAGUUAGGAAACGAAAAAAGAAUAAACAACAAGUUGUAAUGAGGACCAAAUCCUAA